Limanda limanda (common dab) is the source of this 610-nucleotide messenger RNA. RefSeq lists its product as uncharacterized. Lineage: Eukaryota; Metazoa; Chordata; Actinopteri; Pleuronectiformes; Pleuronectidae. The transcript is spliced from 5 exons. The record is from RefSeq and is a predicted model, not a curated record. The coding region runs from base 63 to 596 and encodes 177 amino acids.
CAGAGUUCGAAAAUGAAACUGAGACUUUUGUACCAAAACUAAGACGGACUAAAAGUAUUCUGAUGAAAGACACAGAUCUGGAAGAUUCUGAGCUAUUUGAUUCGUCAUCAGAGAGUGCAGAUGACUACGUACCAGAACCACAUACAGAGGAGACAUUUCCUCAUACCGAAAGGGAUGAAAUGCUGCCACAACCACCCAAGAGACAAAAUCCACACUCAUCAAGUGAUGAGGUACCUUCAGAAUCCUGCAGAAUGAGGCCUUCCUCAAUAGCACCACCAGCAGAGGAGUCACUUCCUCCCACUGAGAGGAAUGAAAUGCAGCCACAACCACCCAAUAAACCAAAACCAGUCAGUACGAUGAGGCCUUCCUCAAAAGGUACAACUGCCCAAAAGAAGAAAACACCCUGGAAGCAGACAGAGGUGGAGGCAGUGGAAAGCCACAUGAAUCGAUUCAUCACAUCUUGUAUUGUUCCAGCAAAGUUUGACUGUGAGAAGUGUAUAAGAGCUGAACCAGAAGCUCUUAAUGACCGGAGCUGGCAGAAUGUGAAAUUCUACAUAUAUAACCGCAUUACAGCCAACAAGAGGAAAUUUAGUUAAUAAUAGGAAGAUUA